GUGUGUGUACCAAUAAUAUAUGGUGCAUCAUCAUUAUACAAGAAGGAUUGGUUUAGGGAGGUUUUCACUAAAUUACAUAUAUUCAAUCCAGAUGUAUCACCUGAUAAGGAUAUAUUCAACUUACUCAAGGAAGAUGUUACCACUCCUCAUAGACAUCAUCUUAAAGGUAUGACCCCUGAACAAUAUUAUCUAGCAGGGAUGUUGGCACCUUACUUAACCCAUAUAGAUCAGAGUUACAACUUUGAGAUUCAACUUCAUGGUGGUGUACCAUUAACACAUAAAUGGCAACAUAUGAGUUAUGAUGAUAUUAAGAUAGUACAUUAUUCUGGUGGGGAGAUACAAUCAUCUAUAUAUCCACAAGUAUUCCUAGGUAGACAGGAUAAAUAUAUGCCUAAAAAGUUAUUCAAUACCUUACCAUGGGAUGUACAAGAUUUAGCACAUCAUCGUGCUAAGGCAGCUUGGAUAGAUUUUAAUAUCAAUCUAGCUCAAGCCGCAUCAACAACUGUAAAGAAGACCAGGGAUGGUUAUAAUAAGUCAAAUAUGACCCUUAUGGAUAUUGUAUUGGAACGAGGAUUAAUAGGAGGAUACUAUGAUGAUGAUGAUGAUGAUGAUGAUGUGGAUGAUGAGUGGUAUUGUUAUGAUGAUGAUAAGAGUAGUGAUCAUAAUGAGGUAUCCGAUACAGCCUAUAAAGAUACUAUCCAAAUAGGAGAUUCCUUCAUAGAUGAUGAUGGUGAUUCAAUAAUACAAUGGUUGUUGGUUAAGAUCAUACUACACGACAAUAUUACUUACAUUGGAAGAGGCUCGGAAGGCUACAUUGAAUAA
Messenger RNA from Perkinsus marinus ATCC 50983, 822 nucleotides. RefSeq lists its product as hypothetical. Lineage: Eukaryota; Perkinsozoa; Perkinsida; Perkinsidae. The transcript has 9 exons. The record is from RefSeq and is a predicted model, not a curated record. The annotation marks the transcript as partial.